AGAUUGGAAGCAAACGGAAAGAUAGGGUGAAUAGAUGUCGUCUUUAUAAGAAGGAAGUGAGUUGGUGGUGCAUAUGCACUUGGUGGCGACUUUUAGAUUUGGCCAUGAAAACAAAAUAUUGUUGCUAGAAAAAUGCGACUUCAAUAGGUUCGUUUUAUUAUCAUUGUCAUGUAUUCUUCAUCUUCUACUGGAAGUAUCAAACAUCUCAUUGCAGCUUCUGCUCGAGUUAUCAGUGGAAGCUUUUGUUGCAUGCCUUCAUCUUAUGUCCAACUGGCCCAUGUUAAUUGCUCCAGGUUUUGUUUCUUCUAUGCACUGCUUGCUUAUCCAUCCAGCUUUUCAUUUUCAGUUGCCAGCUUUGAUAUAUAUUAUUAUUAAGGCAUUUUUAACAUGUGGAAUCUGCAUUUUGUUCGUCUUUACCUCCUCGGUGAUAGUAGAUCUUUUAACAUUGAUCAGAAAAUCAUUGUUAACAUUCUUUUAGUUCUGAAAUACAGUUACGCAAAGAACUAUCAUCAUCUCAUAAUCUCAUGAUUAUGGUCUCAUUUGCUUGGACUUUUGUUUUUUUUGGCAAUAGUUGCAACUCCUAAAAUCUGUGUCUGCAACAUGAAAUGGGAUAUGAGUAUGGACAAAGAACAGGCUCAUGACAUCAUUAUAGGCAACAAAGUUCAGAAAACUUUCGUAUAUGGACUUGAAUUUCUCUGUGAAUGAGCUGGAAGAGAUCAUACUGAAGAGGUUGGCAAAAGUGUUUGUCCAAGGUACUUUGAUUAGCGAAAACCCUAAUCUCAAUAUACUCUUCGAUGCGGAUGCGGCGCUCUCGCCGCUUGCAUAUGAUAGAAUUGAUGAUACGCAGAAAGGUUCUUAUCGAGAUCAGAAGACGUUUUCUAAAUCCUCCUCGAAAUGAAAAAAAAAAAAACAAAAACAUUGUUUUGAUCAGUCAUGUACAUAGGGGGGGCACAGUCUACCAAAACAUGUUUGCAGAAGCAAUUUUUCAUCAUCAUGGAUCGUGUAUGCCUUUAUGGAGAUGGAGUUGAUGCUGUGGGUUCUAAUUUAUUUUUAAAAUUAUGAUGAAUAGAAAGCUGAGCACCUCCUUGCAAAUGUGGAGCAAGCACCCUCCACUUCCAUGCAAGAUGCGCUUUUUCCUUUGAUGAAGGCUUUAAUUAGGGAUGACCUAUUAAAGCACUCAGACAUGGAUGUGAAGGUCUCAGUUGGAGAAUGCUUCAGUGGGAUCACAAGAAUAAUGGCCCCAGAUGCUCCUUAUAAUGACGAUCACAUGAAGGAGUAUUUUGAGCUCAUAGUUGCUGCUUUUGAAAGCCUCUCCCUUACGUCAGGUCACCGCUAUAACAAAGCAAUAUCAAUUCUUGAUACGGUCGCAAGGAGCAGGUCAUUCCUGCUGAUGUUGGACCUAGAGUGUGACAAAUUGGUUGCUGAGAUGUUUCAGCAUUUCUUCAAAGUCAUCAGGUCCAAUCAUCCGCAAGAAGUUAUUAGAGCUAUGGAGACUAUCAUGACCAUGAUCAUAGAGGAAAGCCAGGAAGUUUCCUUGGAUCUUCUCGGUCCUCUUUUGGCUAGUGUAAUGAAAGAAAAUAAGAGUCGUUCUCCAAUGUCAUGGAAGCUUGGGGAGAAAAUUCUCACCAACUGCGCAGCUAAGCUGAAACCAUAUCUCAAGGAAGCAGUGCAGUCUACUGGCAUCGCUUUGGAUGAUUAUCCUACGAUAGUUGCUUCCAUAUACCAAAGCCACUCUCAUUUUCUCGGUAUUCAUCAUGGCAGUGAGUCUGGAGAACAUGUGCAGGUAAACAAGCUGGCAAAUGAGGCAGGUUCGAGUAAGCCUGCUCAGGUGGAAAAGGAGCUCUCAGUAGGUGCUGGCACCAUACAACCAUUGGAGCACUGUUCUCUCGCUGGACAACAAGCCAAAAGCAUAGAUGCUCCUGCUAGUGCUGAAGCAGAAGGUAAAUCAACAAUUGAGCCUGUGCCUGUUCCGUCCAAAAGAAGGCGGAGGCCUAAUUCCUUGCUGAAACCCGAGGAAGGCUAUGAUUACUCAUGGAUGUUUAGGGGAACAAAAACUCCAAAGGCUCCUCGUCAUGUGAAGCAUCCUGAUGAAGGAAGUGAUCGCUCGUCUUCUAAAAUGCCAGUUUCUGAGAAGGCAACUUCGCCGUUAAGAAAUGAAAGAGUGACCAAGCCUCUGGAAUCUGCAUCCGAAGUUGGUGAAGGUAUAGGGGCUUCUUCCCAAACCCAGAAACUCAGGCUUCCUGAAAAAGUUUAUUCCAAAAGGGGCCGGCCAAAGAAAAACGACAACAUGAUGAGUCAAGCUGCUGAUCCUACUCCCUCCUCAGUGUCAAAGGGCAAUAACUCGAGGGCUCAGGCUGAUGAAAAAGGUUCACAAUUGAUGGACAUCAGCCUGGAAGCGGAAACUCUAGAGCAAAUUAAACGGGAAGAAAAGCAACAAAAGCGGCAUCUCACAGAGGCUUCUGAGAAUAUGUCCAAGACUGCAAGUAGAUCACCCAAUAGUGACAGAAAUAACCGGAAGGAAACACUUGUAUAUAAACGGAAAAAGAAGCAUAGCAUGAAGAAGGAAGAGGCUUCUGAAAUGCCUCAUCAUGGUGGCAACUUGGUUGGUCACAGAAUAAAGGUUUGGUGGCCAUUAGACAAGACUUUUUAUGAAGGUGUGGUUGAUUCAUAUGACCCUAUCGGAGAAAAACAUAAGGUGUUAUAUGUUGACGGGGAUGUAGAGGUGCUAAAUCUCAGAGAGGAGUGCUGGAAAUUGAUCGGAGAUGAUGCUUUGCCAGAUCAAGGGCAGGAAACUGGUCUUACAGAACCAGAAAAUGUGGCUAAUGUACUGAAAAAGGAAAGGGGGAAAGCAAAGUUGGAAUCGGGCAAAAAACAAAGUGCCAAUUUAUCCAAAGAAAGGAGUGGAGGAGGGACUAUAAAAUAUGGCGGCAAAACUGUGAAUGCUGCCAUGGUUGACAAAGCUGUCCAAGUCGACAUAUCGGAGGAUGAUGCAACAAGGACAGAUGACAACAUGAAGGAAGAUGAUAAAUGAUCAUGACCAAGUGUGGAGGGCGGAGCGCAAGAUCAUCUAGCAACAGGCCAAAUACUUUGAUCGCUUGCAGGAACCUCUCCACAUUUUCUUUGCGCUGCCUUAGGCUGGUGCCAGAUUUGUUGGUGAAAGGAUGUAUCAUCUUGAUCCUGGCUGUGUACGAUGUCGCGGCAGCGGCAAUGACAUGCAAAAGCAGCUUUUUGUUGGUGUUACCCGAGCGUAAAGGCAGCAGUUUGGCUGGAAAGAGACUUUAGCUUGUUCACAUGAAUGUUUCUUGCACUAGAUUGUAGUCUUGCUAUCUUGUGAGAAUUGAAUAAUUUCAGAACUCAAAAAUCUUCUAAUAAUUAGUUUGCUCAAGAACUCAUUUG
Molecule: messenger RNA, 3396 nt
Organism: Tripterygium wilfordii
Lineage: Eukaryota; Viridiplantae; Streptophyta; Magnoliopsida; Celastrales; Celastraceae
Exons: 18
Coding region: 1118-3031 (637 amino acids)
Biological process (GO): DNA repair; mitotic sister chromatid cohesion
Cellular component (GO): chromatin; nucleus
Source: RefSeq, a predicted model, not a curated record